AUGGAAGAAGCUAUAGAAGCUGCCAGCAGCCUCGUGCCACAUUUAAGCUCUCUCAGAGAGAUAACCUUAAAGUGCAAAGACAACCUCCAAAAUAUUGAUAAGGAGCAGAUGAUCCUAACCGUGGGUAUCAUCAUGACUGCUAUCACAUCCGCUGUUACCCUUGGCGUUAUUUCCACGAAUGGAGAUAUUAAGGGUAUCAUAGCAGGGGACGAAUGCGAUGAUGAGGAAACCCCAAAUGAGGAGGAAACCCCAAAUGAGGAGGAAACCCCAAAUGAUGAGGAAACCCCAAAUGAGGAGGAAACCCCAAAUGAGGGGGAAAACCCCAAUGAGGAGGGAACCGUAGAAAGAACCGAAGAGUGGAAAAGACAAGAAUGGAAGGACUGGAUGAAGAAAUUAGAACAAGACUGGAAAGUAUUCUAUGAACAGCUAGAAAAUGAAAAAAAUACAUUUAUGGAAGAAAAAGAAGAAGAUUGGGACACAUGGACAAAGUCGAUACAGAAAAAGUGGUCCCACUUUAACCCUAACAUGGAUAAAGAAUUCCACACCAAUAUGAUUAGGAGGUCUAUAAAUUGGACUGAGCCUCAGUGGAGAGAAUGGAUCCAAACCGAUGGAAGAAUAUACCUCGAUAUCGAAUGGAAGAAAUGGUUUUUCGAAAAACAAUCUCAUCUAGACGAAUUAAUUGUGAAGAAAUGGAUUCAAUGGAAAAAAGACAAAAUCAUCGACUGGUUAAUGUGUGACUGGAAACGAGAGGAAGAGGAAAGCUGGGAAGGCUUUGAAGAUCAGCCAUGGUCUUCCAAAAUAUUCCAGAUAUUCAAAAAAAAAAAGUAUGAAGCUUUUAAAGAGAGAACUGAGAAUGAAUGGGACGAUUGGUUCGAUUGGGUAAAAGAAAAAGAUAAUAUUUUUAUUAGGAACAUUCUAGACGAGUGGAUAAAAUGGAAGGACGAAAAGAACCUUCUAUACAACCAAUGGGUUGAUACCUUUGUCACCAACUGGAUAAACAAGAAACAGUGGCUCGUGUGGAAUGAUGAGAGAAGAAACCUAAUCGCAAAGGCGAAGGCUCAAUUAAAAGCAGAAAGUAAUUCACACGCAAAGAAUGAAAAGUGA
Plasmodium knowlesi strain H is the source of this 1104-nucleotide messenger RNA. RefSeq names its product tryptophan-rich antigen. The transcript has 2 exons. Lineage: Eukaryota; Apicomplexa; Aconoidasida; Haemosporida; Plasmodiidae. The record is from RefSeq and is a predicted model, not a curated record. The coding region runs from base 1 to 1104 and encodes 367 amino acids.